AUGCACGAUUUGAAUGAAGCUCUCGAUGAUUUGCGAGCAGUUAUCCCUUAUGCUCAUGGUGGUUCGGUUAGAAAAUUAUCCAAAAUCGCAACUCUGCUUCUCGCUAAAAAUCACAUAAUAAUGCAGGCGAAGGCGAUCGACGAACUCGGCACUCUUGUAUCUCAACUCCGAAAACAAUUGGAAGAGAAGAAUGAGACGUCGCCAUCGACACCACGUGAUGCCUCCUAA
Molecule: messenger RNA, 228 nt
Organism: Caenorhabditis bovis
Lineage: Eukaryota; Metazoa; Nematoda; Chromadorea; Rhabditida; Rhabditidae
Source: the annotation of a GenBank genome assembly